CAGUGACUUUCGACAUAUACAAGUAGGAUUCGAGAGCUUCGUCAAGACUUAAAUGUUUGUUAGUGUAACUCUCAAUUGGAAAACAGUGUCACGCUCUCCUACCAGCCUCGUACUUUGGGAAGUCACUACAUUUACAUCGGGCAAUGAUCAAUUGGAAUGUUAGAAUGCUCCAGGAAUGCACUUCGAAAUGAAAAUGGAUUUUAUAUCUUAAACUUCAAGUCAAAGCCCAGAGCAGAAGAACUAUUUCAUUUCAACUUCUUUUCACAACAAUAUUUAUGUUGUUUUAAAUCAACACCCACCCAAUAGUUUGUUACUAUUGUAUUAAAUAGAGUUAUGAAAUUACCUUGUGGUGUUCGUGAUUUACCGGCGUCAGAUAUUGUUAGUCCAACUAUUACGAGUUGCGUUUGGAUAUUACAUACUAUAUAAAUAUAUAUUGCUAUUUAAGGAGUUUUCUGGAUUGUACAUCGAAAUUAUGAAUGAUGUAAGGAAAUUAAAAGAUCAGUACAAAGAUGAACAUCCAGCUUUUGGAUCUUACUUGGAAUGCAUGACAAGGACAUUGUUUGGUGGCCUUGCUGCAUUUACUUUAGCAUUUUCAUCAGCAUACUUUGCACAGAAAGGCCUCAGAAAGUAUCUACCAUAUAACGAUAAGAAUUUUAUUUUAGUGUCUACUGCGGUGUCCACUGGAAUUACAUAUUUUCUGACAUCUCGAGCCACAAAGAAUUGCCAAGCAGGCUGGAUGGCAGCUGAAGAUAAAGUUACUUAUCUUUCUGAUCACACUCCUCAGCAAAAAUAAAUUUUUUGUUCGUUUAAAAUAAAAUAACUUUAUGAAGUUUUAAGGAACAGAAAACUGUCAUUAGUAGGAUACAAUGGCAUCAACACAGGUUUACAGGACGUGUCGUACAGUACCUCGUGUUUUAUAUUUAGUACAUAAUACAAAUAGCAAAAAAUUCUUCACUUAUGCCAAUUUUUUCCUUAAACGAAGUGUACUUAUCUCUUCAAAAUAUCCAUUUUAUUUUACUCCUCUGUCACAACACAAUAAUCCACGUUACAUGUACCGUAUAGGUUUGGAACUUCCUUUCGUUAAUAUCUUGACUUUGAAAAGAGAGUUUUCAAAAUCCAAUUUUGUCCUGUGGAAAAAAGAUGAUGAUACUGAAGUAGAUGAUGAUUACUUAAAGACUAUAGAUUCAAGUGAAGAUAAUGUAUUUGAAAAGUGGAGCAGGGAAUUGCUACCUGUAGCUGACAAGCAUUCUGUUUUUGUCAUACAACCUCAUGUAAAAUGGGGAACUAAGAAGAAGUGGAAUACAACACCAGAACUUCAAUUGGAGGAAGCAGUUGCUUUGGUGCAGUCUUUACAUGGGUGGCAAGUUGCUGAUAAGAUGAUUAUUGGAUUGAAAUCUUUUAAAAAGAAGUCAUUUUUUGGUUCCGGAAAUUUUGAAAUGCUGAAAAAGAAUGUUCGUCGCAAUGAAAGAAUAACAGCAGUUUUUAUUAGUACAAAAACAUUAUCAAGCUCACAACAUAGGGAACUGCAACGUGCAUUUGGAGUACCUGUUUUCGACAGAUAUACUAUCAUUAUUCAUUUGUUCCGUCAACAUGCUACUUCACGAGAAGCUAAACUGCAAGUCGCAAUGGCCGAAAUUCCGUCUCAGCUGAAUGACAGAGAUGAAGGAACUAUAGAUAAACGUGGUGGAACUGGUGGUGUGCAGGGUGUGGGUGGUGGUGGAGAAACCGUAGUGGAAAUUCAAAAACAAUCUUUGGCUCUACGUGAGACGAAAAUAAAACAAGCUCUGGAAAAAUUGAGGAAACAUCGAACACUGUUGCGAGCAAAACGCCAAAAAAUGGAAUAUCCAGUUGUGGCUGUUGUAGGCUACACAAAUGCAGGUAAAACAUCUUUAAUAAAAGCUCUGACUGGUGAUAAAAAUAUGCAGCCAGAGAACAAAUUAUUUGCAACUUUAGAUGUCACUAAUCAUAUGGGAAUGCUACCUUGUCGCAUGAAAGUUCUAUAUGUGGAUACAGUUGGUUUCAUCAGUGACAUUCCUACAAAUUUAUUGGAAUCAUUUACUGCAACACUGGAGGAUGCACUGCUUGCUGACGUGAUAUUACAUGUUAUGGAUGUAAGUCAUCCUGAUCGAAUGGCUCAGGCUGAAAAUGUCAAAAGUACCUUACAAAACUUGCAAAUCACAUCUGACACAUUAAAAAAUAUUAUAGUCGUUGGAAACAAAAUUGACCUUGUACCCAAUGAUAUUCCAUUUGAAAAUGAUGAAGGAAUUCCUGUUUCAGCUGUUAAGGAAUUAGGUCUUACUGUAUUGAAGAGAAGAAUUCAAGAAGUCAUUCUUGAGGCGACUGAUAGAAAGUUUCUAAUAAUUCGUGUACCAAUGGGUGGAACGGAAGCAAGUUGGUUGUACAAAGAAGCUACAGUGACAGACACUGAAGCAGAUCCAGACAACAAUCAGUUUCUUCUGAUGCAUGUGGUAAUUACAAAUGCAAAAUUUAAUUUUGUUUUAUUAGAAAAAUCAAACUCUCAUUGCUUUCUCAAUACCAACACAGAAAAGUCAACAUCUGACAUUCCUUCUGUUUCAACCUGUUCUCUUUUAAUCUGUCAUUUCAGAAUGUAUGGAACAACAAUUUUUUUUAUAAAAGUGGUAUUUUCUCUGGUUAACCAUCAUGAAACAUAAAUAUUUAUAGGUUAGUGCUGUGAACAUCAUACAGUAUUAAUACAUAUCAUUAUCAUCAUCGUCAUCAUCGGCAUAGGCAUCGGCGUCAUAAACUGCAAGUUGCGAGGCCUGUCGUCUGUACCAGUUUCCCAGUAGACCAGUAGGCUUACACCUCCAGGUGUUUUUAAAUAUGGAAUAUACUAAUACAUGUGGGAAUCUGAUCAAGGUCUUUCAGGUUUUCCACAUGAGAAAGCAGAGAAUGUGCUCAUCGACACUAAAAAAUUGAAGGAGUUGCAGAAAGGCACAUGUGGCAGUCAGUCAUAUGAGAAAGUGUUGAUCAUGUGCAGUUGUUUUCUUUUGAAAUUUUUUCACAAUAUACUUUUUUUUUUUAAUUAAGCUUGAGUGUUUCUUUAACUAUGCCGAAUAAUCUGAUUCCCACAUACAUGUUAUACUAAACAGGACAUUAAGACUUUAAAACUCUGCCUUACAUUUCCUUCCACCUUUUCAUUAUGAGUAUGUGAGGUGUGAUUUCCUUUAUGAAAAUGUGAACAAUUUUUGGUGGUACUGUCACUAAGCAUUACUACACAUGAUUUCAUUAAAGUGUGUUUUUAAAAUAAUUGUUUAUAUAGUAAUUGCUACGGCAUGAUUGUAUUCUUUUAAGUAGCAUUAUGUUUCUCAAAAUUUACCAUAAUUGCAUUUUAAUAAUGAUUACAAGAGCUAUUGCUACUUGUUUUCUUAAAAUGAGAGUAUUUUUUUAUAAUGUAACAAAAUGUAACAAUCAAAAUUCCUAUGAUUCGGACCCAAUAAAUAUGCAUUUAAUUUUUUUCUGAGUUGCUUCAAAGUACAUGUUCAUUUAGAACAACAGAC
Molecule: messenger RNA, 3518 nt
Organism: Gryllus bimaculatus (two-spotted cricket)
Lineage: Eukaryota; Metazoa; Arthropoda; Insecta; Orthoptera; Gryllidae
Source: the annotation of a GenBank genome assembly